AUAUAAUCUGAAGAUGGAUCAUAAAUUCAAUCGUGAAAACAACCUUUUGCAUUCGAAUAAGACUAUAUAAUAACCUCAUGUGGCCGGACACUUCCGUGAACCUCACGCAUAAGUUUUGGUGCAUAUAGUACAGUCUUUUCUUAUAAAUAUAUAUAUGAGUAAGAGAGAAGGAAGAUACAUUAGUACCAAUUAUCACUCACAAAUUUGAGACACAAUGGCAGCAAAAUCCUCUUGCUCCAUUUUCAUCAUCUCUUCAAUAUUAAUAUCAUUGUUGAUUAUCUCCGGCGAUGCUACCGCCGGAGACUUCGACGUGAGCAGUUGGAUUCCGGUGAAGUCCGCCGUAAACUGUGAAGGUUCAAUAGGGGAGUGUAUGGCCAGUGGUGAAUUCGAAAUGGAUUCGGAGAGCAACCGGCGCAUAUUAGCAACGGAUAAUUAUAUAAGCUAUGGUGCACUGCAGAGUAACAGUGUUCCAUGUUCUCGAAGAGGUGCUUCCUAUUAUAAUUGCAAAACGGGUGCUGAAGCUAAUCCCUAUUCACGUGGUUGCAGUGCUAUUACACGUUGCCGGAGUUAAUUAAUUAACGUCGAAUUGAUGUUAAUUAAUUACUUUUUCAUCUCAAUUUAUGUGACAUCUUUUGAAUUUCGAGAUUUCAUCCUAAAUUAUGAUCAAAAUUAAAUGAUUUGACUCUCGAAAGCCGAACGGUCCUACAUGAAUUGGGACAGAAAGGAGUAAUUAGUAAGUGUAAUUUGUUUUGAUUAAAUUUGUUGUUUGAAUAAUCUGGUUUACAUGUGAAAAAUGAAAAAUCCUGUGUUAUAUAUAUACACUAAAGUAGUAGUAUUUUCUUUUCAGUUGCAAGUCCAAUAAAGUGAUGAUAGUUGGUCUUCUGGCAGUUUGUGUUUAAUACUCAAUGUUUCAUUUGGUACAUGUAAAAUUCGUUUUCAAAUUGAAUGCUUUUGAGACAA
Molecule: messenger RNA, 960 nt
Organism: Capsicum annuum
Lineage: Eukaryota; Viridiplantae; Streptophyta; Magnoliopsida; Solanales; Solanaceae
Product: rapid alkalinization factor
Exons: 1
Coding region: 215-571 (118 amino acids)
Source: RefSeq, a predicted model, not a curated record